Aphanomyces astaci is the source of this 2259-nucleotide messenger RNA. RefSeq lists its product as hypothetical. The transcript is spliced from 10 exons. Gene Ontology annotation, molecular function: protein binding. NCBI's taxonomy places the organism in Eukaryota, Oomycota, Saprolegniomycetes, Saprolegniales, Verrucalvaceae. The record is from RefSeq and is a predicted model, not a curated record. Bases 21 to 1358 code for a protein of 445 amino acids.
UUGGGUCAAUUCGCACCAUCAUGGCCGACUCUGUGGCGCAGUGCUGCCGACGAGAGCAAUGGGAGGAAGCGGCCGUCAUGAUCGAAGCUGGUGCGAGCGUUGAUAUCGCCUUUGGGAACCAUCAAUACACGGCGCUACAUUUCGCGGCGAUGCAUGGAGCCGUGGCAUGUGCGAGGCUUCUUAUCGUCCGCGGGUGCAACGUAAAUGCUACAGGCAAGGAUGGCCUUUCUCCGUUGCAUUUAAGCGUACAGAAUCGACACAAGGACAUGUCGACGUUGUUACUGCAAAGUGGCGCCGACAUGCACCUCGGCGAUCUCAAGGGUAACCAGCCGUUUCUUGGAGCGCCAUGGCAUGCCAUGAUGUUCCCGUGUCUCGUCGCGCCGUCGCACGACGCCAUUCGUCGCACCAUCCAAGUCAGCGUCGCCUUCCAAGCCGCCAACUUGGACCUGCGCAAACAAGCCAGCCGUCUCCACCAUCGGAUCGCCCAUGCCCGCUCCAAUGCCUUCAUCGCGCGCACGAUUCUCUGCGACAGCGUCAAACACCGCGAGGCCGUCGAAGACGACAUCGCCGCCUUGGACGCCGACAUAUUCGUCACGGAGAGCGCCAUCUCGACCAACCAAGCCAUGCUAACCGACCUCUGUCAUGGCCAGGUCGAGUACGAAGCAUUGCUGGAGGAAACGGCGGCGGCCACAACCGCCAAGCAUGACGAAUUCCGCGCGUGGGGUACUGCGCAUGCCAAUGAAAAGUGCCAAGAAGCCCAUAUUGACAAUGCUAUUGACGUUGUACAAACCCAUCUACGAGACAAGUGCGAGACGCUGGCGUGCAUGACUCAACUCGUAAUGAACGAAAAACUCCAGGAACAUUCGUUUCGAGCUCUGACAAAGUUAUGCUUGCGACCAGACAUGUGUCGCAAGUUGCUCAGCAACGGAUUGAUUGCCACCGUGUUGAACGGACUCGACGUGUAUCCCAGUAACGUGCGCAUUCAAAUGGACGGCAUUGCCAUCUUGUUUCAGAUCGUUGCUAAAACUGGAACGUUCCCAGCCACGCAUUUACAGCGCAUGGCUUAUAGCGUGAGUACGGCCCUGCUCAUCCUGCGCAACUCGUCUGCGAUUAACUACGCCACCGACGCCAACCUCGCGGCCGUGGGCUCGUUCGUGUCGUUUGCGACCGACGCGUCAGUAGAAGCAUCGGCGUUGCGGUCUAUACACGAAUCGGUUCGUGUAUUGCACAAACAACAGCGGGCAAUUCGCCUUCAAUGCGCCGCCCGACCCAACUCUAUGACCUUUGAAAUCGAUGAGAAGCAACACUCGACAGCUGACGAUGCGACUCGUCACGACGUGGGCGACGUACGAGGGUAGAAACUACACCCCAACCUACAGCCAUUCUUGCACCAACUACCUCAGCAACUACUAGCACUACUACUAGUUCUCCUAUUUAAUACACCUAUUACUUGAACCAUAUUUCUGUGGUGUUACAUAAGUGUACAUUUACAAGGCAGCCGACGAGGAGGUCUGUUGUUCUUGUGUGCUUCCAGCUUCAAAUCCUCUUGCUCGAUGGCGUCGGCGUCGGCCGUGCGCGGGUCGUCCUCCGCCGACGGAGCCAACGCAUACGCUAUCACAGGUUUGUCCAAGAACUGGAGCUCAAACUCAGAUAGUUGGACGCCCACGGCCUGGGCGGCGAUCUGGUGCACCGUGCGAAGGACGUUGUCGCCGCUGUGAGCCGACAACAAGAAUGCGCCGGCUAGAUGAUGUGUCUUGACAAACUCGUCGUGCUGCGCAACACCCACGGCGCGCAACCCGACGAGAUCAAUCUUGUUGCCCACUAAAUACACGUGCUGUUUGUGUUUAUGUUUCAUGGCAACUUGCUUGGUGGUGGUUGUUGGGGGGGAGGAGGGGGUCUCAUCGCGAGCCUUUGUUACGAGCGUGACCCAGUCGUCGGCGUCGGCAAACGACUUGGGAUCGGUUACGUCGUAGCACACAAACACAAUGUCGGCGCCGUACACGUACUUGUCGAGCAUUUUGCUGCGAAUGUUCUGGCCGCCAAUGUCCCACACCUCGAGCACCACGCGGCGGUCGCGCGGCAACGCGAUCGUCUUGACGAAGAAAUCCAACCCGAUCGUUUGCUUGUACUGCUUGGCAAAGCCAUCGUCUACGAACCGCCCGAUGAUGCUCGACUUGCCCACGGACCCGUUCCCGAGCAAGAUUAGUUUGCACACGGGGUCGCCGCGGCUGUUACCUUUGGUCAUAUGCUACUGCUGAU